AUGUCAGCAGCAGAAGAUCUCCUGGGUGUUUGGUUUGAUGUGCAGCUCGUGGGGAAGCUGGCUCUUUCUGUGGCUGCUGUACUACUCAUUUCCUGGGCUUAUAAAUUUUACAGCUCCAGGGGCCAAGCCAUUCACCAGAGUACAUCGGGUCAAUCUAAUGGGAAGGUCCUCCAGCAGACAUGCUCUCCAACAGCUCUGGGCACGUGUAUCAACUGCAAAGCAGACCUGCGACCAACAAAGAAACGCUCACCUGAAGACUGUGAGGGGGAAAGUGCGGAAGCUGCGGAGCCCUCUGAGAGGCAGAAUGUGGAACAUUCACCUGAACAUUUCGGGAAUGAGAGUUUGGGACCUCACAAUCACUCACCUGAAAGUUUUGAGAGAGAGACCCUGGGAGACGAUAAACACCGCCCCCCUGAUCAUUUUGAGAAGACACUGGAGGCCCACAAACACUCCCCUGAGAUUUCCUUGAGUGUAAGUGUGGAACACGUUGAAUGCUCACCUGAAAAUCCUGAGAAUGAGUUUUAUCUUCAUGGCAUAUGUGACACAAGGAUAUAUGCAAAGGUGUGUUCAAAGAACACCAACUACACAGAGCAGCGGGACACUGAGGUGAACCAGCCGUCUGCAGCGGCAGAUAAAAGCCCAGAGACAGCUCUGAAAGCAUUGAAUUUGAAUAUGAAUCACGAGGAGUCAGAGGAAAAUUCUAGUAGUUGCACUUUGAGUGCUCAGGUCCAGUCACCACUUCCUUUGAAUGAAUCAGGCCAAAUGAGCCCAACAGGCCAGCGUUCCCUCAGCAUGCUGAGGAAGUUUGAGCCAAGCGCUGGGGUCAGCCGAGAGCUGAGGCAAGACCUGGAGCACCCGGGGACCUUCUCCAGCUUCCAGUCCAAAGUGGAGAUCACGGUGGAGGACGGUGACCUUUUACUGGACAGACCAGGGGAUACACCGGUCGAGGUGCGGAGCAAGAUCUACGAUUAUUACGCCGAGUCUUCUUCCCAGUCCAUAUCAGACAAUGCAGUGUAUGCCACCAGUGUCUCGAGUCCGAUCGCAAGGCGGUAUGAUGACAGCCCGCCGCAGGACUCACAGCUGAUUGGAUUAAGUGGAAGACUGGCAAGGGGAGGAGACAGCUGUGGUGGCAGCCGUGGCGCUGAGCCCUUAGUCCUGAGGUCCUGCACUUCACCUCUGUUAAUGCGAGACCUCAUCCUCCCUCAAGACCCAGGGCUCCCCGGUGAGGAUUCACACUCUUCGAUCACUGCGGAGCCUGCUUCUGUCGAUACACUCAAGCUCACAGAGAAUGAAGGCUGUCUGCAGAUGGCACAGAGCACAGAGAUUCCCUUCCUGAGAUUUGGAGCCUCAACCCCAGGGAGCAGCAAGCUGGGCUCUAGAACCCCUUCAUCUGAGGAUCUGUGCCCCAGCUCUGCCAGUCUAGCAUACAAUCCCAUGAUCCUCAGUGAGUCAACAGCUGGAGUAAACUUUUCACAAACACCAGUGGAGAACAUUGACAGCUCAGAACUGGAAAGCCUACUGGGUCAGCUGGACUUAAGCAACUGCUUGCAAGCACUUAGCCUAGCCAGAGAGCACAGCCAUGCUGCUCUCGAAGAGGCUGCCCUGAAAGUCAUGUCCGAUAACUACCUGCAGGUCCUCCGAGACCCGCGACUGUACGGUAGGCUGAAAGCCACCGACAGGGAUCUAAUCCAGAAGCAACGAAUGAGGGGAAAGCGGUACUUAAUGGUGGCUGAUAUGGAUCCCCAGGACUGGAUGAGGGCUGAGUCUGCCACUCAGGCAGAUGAGUCCAGAACCUCCAGUGGGCUGUACUGUUAUGAUGACUACAAGGACAACUGGUGUGUCAGGUGUUCCCUCCCUAAAGAGGUGGUUUCCAUGGGCUGUGCCAUGUGCACAAUGGAUAACUACCUCUUUGUCGUUGUCGGGUGCCAAGGUACCGACGGCCACAUCGAGCCCUCGAGGAAAGUGUUCUGCUACAACCCGGCAACAGACAUCUGGAAAGAGAUCUGCCCCAUGAAUGAAGCUAGGCCCCUGUGCAAACUGGUGGCCCUGCAGGGCUACAUCUAUGCCAUCGGAGGCGAGUGCCUUUACACUGUCGAACGCUACGACCCGCGGGCGGACAGGUGGACCUUCGUCGCACCCCUGCCCAAUGACACCUUCGCGGUGGCCCAUCGCGCCACCGCCUGCAACGGGGAGCUCUUCGUGUCAGGUGGCACCUUGAGGUACACACUGCUCCGCUACAACCCCAAGACAGACACGUGGAAGCAGAGCGUGAUCACCGGGAACAAGGAGAGGACAACUGCAAUGGUGGCAGUGAGGAACUUCCUGUACCGUUUUGAUGUCAAUCCUUUGCUGGGCAUCAGUGUGUAUCGGUACCACACCAUGGCCCGGCUUUGGUACGAGUGCUGCUCAAAGCGCUUGCCCUACUGCUCCACAUUCCAGUGUACCGUCAUGGACGAUGUCAUCUACUGCAUCAACAGGCAGUUCACCAUGAGAUUGCUGGCAGAUGAAGUAUCCCCUGUCUUUGUUGCGGAAGACGUAAAAGUCCUCUCCGAGGCAAAGGGAGUUUUGUUCCCUUUCACCCUGGUGCUUCCUGAUAAGGAAACCAUCCAGACCAGCGUGUGA
Molecule: messenger RNA, 2622 nt
Organism: Megalops cyprinoides (Indo-Pacific tarpon)
Lineage: Eukaryota; Metazoa; Chordata; Actinopteri; Elopiformes; Megalopidae
Product: kelch domain-containing protein 7A-like
Exons: 1
Coding region: 1-2622 (873 amino acids)
Molecular function (GO): protein binding
Source: RefSeq, a predicted model, not a curated record